UGUGUCGCCUGACGGUGUUAUCAUGCAUGCCUAGGGAGUCCCUUUUUUGUUUACAAUUUCCUUUUUUACGCAAUUGCACAAAGUGUCGGUGUGUAGUGUGUGUCCACUGCACACAAUUGGCGCAUCAUCUGCAUUGGCCGCUAAAGAGGGAAGUUACAUUGAAAUUUCGGAGCUAUUAUUGGGGUGUACGGACGGCGACGACAAUCGUCUUUAAACACGCAUAAAAGAAGAACUUGACUCGCUCUUGACGCUUAAAUGGUAGCCGAUUGACAGCUUGCAAUGAAUUUUUCACCGUUCGGGGGCCACUUUCCCGGUACCAUACCGAGCAUCCACCAGUUCACGGCCGAGGGCUCGGGAGGCGCCAGCGCGCGUUACGCCAAUCACUUCCCGAACCAGCCUCCCAUCGGCAUUCCCGUGGUCGGCAAGUACCGGCCCGAGGCCAACAGCGCCCAGAGCCAGUCGCAAAUCAUGAUGAACAACAAAGCCCCCUACUCCAACAGCAACGUUCACCAUUACUCCAACGUGCCCUACUCACAGGCGCAAACGGUCCAGCAGGGACCCUCCAACUCGCCCGGCAUGUCGGAGAAGCGCUCUUAUCACCAGGGCGCGGACGCGAUAAACCAACAGCAGCAGGACGUGUGCAACCUCCUGCAGGACGGCGGCAAGGAUAAAAAUAGUAAGGACAAGCAUAAGCAGGCUGCCGAAGAGCAGCAGCAGCAGCAGCAGCAGCAACAACAACAACAACAGCAGAGAAACAACGGUGAAGUGACGACGAACGGCAACAGCCAGCAGGAUUACAUGCAUCAGCAUCACCAGCAGCACGCGCACACCCAGACCCCGGCCUCGAUGCCGGCCGCGUGGCAGUCCCUCGCCACGCCCGGCUCGACGGUCGCCGACUAUCUCAGUCACUUGCCUGCCAGUACACUGCCUCUGAGUCUUCAUAAUUUCCUCAAGUACUCGGCUGAAAGUAUAAAAAAGGAAUCGGAGAUGGCUCAGCAGCAGCAACAACAGCAACAACAGCAACAAACGACGUCCGUUGCCGCCGCUACUACGACCACUCCCAACAUCAUGCUGUCGCCUAACGGCAAGAAGAAAAAGAAGAAGAAGGCCCCCAAAGAGAAGAAACCGCGACCCAAGCCAGGUGAAAUUAGACUGACUACGGCGUUAGAUGGCUCGACCCUUUAUUGCUGCCCCGAGUGCCACAUGGCGUAUCCAGAGCGCGAAAUGCUCGAGCAGCAUCUACUCGGCCAUACGCUGGAAAGGCGCUUCGUCUGCGAUAUUUGCGGUGCCGGACUCAAACGCAAGGACCACCUCAGUCGUCAUCGCGCAAGCCAUAGUGCAGAGCGACCAUACGUCUGUACCAUCUGUCUAAAGGCAUUUAAAAGAAAAGAACAGUUAUCACUCCACGCCAUUAUACAUUCGGGUGAGAAACGUCACGUGUGCACCGAGUGUGGCAAAGGCUUCUAUCGAAAGGAUCAUUUAAGAAAGCACACCAGGAGCCACAUUGCAAGGCGAGUCAAGGCCGAGCUCAGUCAGAAUACCGGAAAUAACCAGAAUCAACAGCAAAACAGUGUAACGAGCAGCUUACAGUCUGGUAAUAGCGGCAACACGAGCUCCGUCCUGCAAUCAGGCCACCCGAGCGGUCUCCUGUCCUGAGCCCAGCCUUCUGGGAACUUUCAGGUUCCCCAUCCAGCCAAUCUGCUACACUCGACGGCCAACGGUAGCGCCAACUCCUCAACUCCCAGCAACAGUAGCACCAACUCGAUUCACCACACAUUGGCAGCGGCCGCAGCACAUCAGCAUCACGCUCAGCAGCUAGCUGCAGCAGUUGCUGCCGCAAGCUCGAACGCUAGCGGCUAUCAAGCGGCCGCAGUAGUGGCCCACGAGCUCGGCACUUUUCUCGGAGCCCACGUCAAGGACUUCUGAGAACGGCUGCCAGCCGCCUCCAAGAGGUAAUGGGCCCGGCACGACAACUCGUAAACCAUUCAAAGACAACGCACAGAGCUGUCGUUAGUUCCAAACUGUGCCUGUGCUACUUGGGGGAAAGGCGUGAGUAUUCUUACAUGAUUAAAAAGGCGUUCAACUUUUAUAAGACUUAUUGCACUUUGUUAGACCUUACCAUGACAUUUCGAUUUCUCGUCUCGAUCGUUGGGUUUUUUCUUUGGGUACUUUGCGGAAUAUAUGAUAAACUCAGUCAAACGUAUAUAUUAUACUGCGAACGCAAGGUAUAGUAGAUAAAAGGAUCGCGAGUUUUUCACUAGUAUUUACAUACGUCCGAUGCCUUAAGUCAUAGUUAUUUACUCAACUAAAUUGAUUUCAUUUCCAAUGAAGAAAACUGAUAUCUAACAGAAAACUACAACUGUAGAGUGAACCUGCUGAAGCAUAUAUAUGUAACAAAAAAAAAAAAAACAAAAAAAAGAUAUUAAAAAUCUCCCUUGGUACUUGGGGAUGAAAACCCAGCGUGAGGAAAUGUUAUUGAGUACUUUGAAGAAGAAUAAAAGAUACAUAGUUAAAAAAAAAUUAAAAAAGUAUUUUUAUGAUAGCUCGUCGAAAAACCGAAAAUUUAAUUUGUACAGAAGAGAAUAAAUAGACAGAAAAGUGA
This is a messenger RNA of Copidosoma floridanum, 2602 nucleotides long. RefSeq lists its product as uncharacterized. The record is from RefSeq and is a predicted model, not a curated record. Lineage: Eukaryota; Metazoa; Arthropoda; Insecta; Hymenoptera; Encyrtidae.